UGACUGAGCUUACAGCUGGUUCAAAGCACGGAAGACAGCAGGAGGGGAACACAGAGCUCUGUGACAUUUGAAAGCACACUCUGGGCAAGAUGGCUGCUAUCAGGAAGAAGUUGGUGAUAGUUGGGGAUGGUGCAUGUGGGAAGACCUGUCUGCUCAUCGUCUUCAGCAAGGACCAGUUCCCAGAGGUCUACGUCCCCACAGUGUUUGAGAACUACAUCGCUGACAUUGAAGUUGAUGGCAAACAGGUGGAGUUGGCGUUGUGGGAUACAGCAGGUCAGGAAGACUAUGACAGACUGAGGCCUCUUUCCUACCCCGACACAGAUGUUAUCCUUAUGUGUUUCUCCAUAGACAGCCCCGACAGUUUAGAGAACAUUCCUGAGAAAUGGACGCCUGAAGUGAAACACUUCUGUCCCAACGUCCCGAUCAUUCUCGUUGGUAACAAGAAGGACCUCAGGAAUGAUGAACACACACGCAGGGAGCUGGCCAAGAUGAAACAGGAGCCUGUGAAGUCUGAGGAGGGCAGAGACAUGGCCAACCGCAUCAGUGCCUUUGGCUACCUGGAGUGCUCUGCCAAGACUAAGGACGGCGUGCGGGAGGUGUUUGAGAUGGCCACCAGAGCAGCGCUGCAGGUCCGCAAGCGCAAGAAGAGAAGCGGCUGCCAGCUGCUGUGAGGGGACGGAGUUCGUUGGCCAAUCAGCACCUGAGGGAGGCCUCCCCCCUUCUGCACAGAGCAAACUUAGAGAAACCUUAAAUCAAUGGCUUCCGUGGACUAUACUUACUUCACAGAUGCAGAUAUGCCACAGGAGAAUAUGAAAGACUGACACGCCUGUUUAAAAGCAAAACAAAUCAGCCUUUUUUAAAACCUUGUUUUUUUCCUCUGCUACUCACACACUUUUGUUUCUGUUUGUUUGCUGUUUUGUUUUCCUCCACUAGCACACUAGUUUGUGUGAAGGACCUGUCCCUUUCUCCUCUAUGAAUGUAUGUUUGUAUUUAUACGUGCAUAUACUUGUAUCACGUCUAUGUUAUGAUUGUUUACAGAGAAGGGUCUUGUAGCUCACGUGCACACUGAAUAGCAAGACAGUUUUUAGAUUUGCUUGAUUAGUAAGGAACCCCUGCUUCUCCUCAGCCUGCAUGUACCACUCAGUCUCCUUCCGUCACCAUCCACCUAUUGUCACACCAUUAUUAAUUUUAAACCCUCAUUCACCAAUUUUAAGUCCUAAUUCACCAAGUGCUGAGUCAGCAGAACUCCAGCUUUGUCUUCUGACACAAAGGACUAAAUUUAGAGCCUGUUCACUCUGCAUUAAUUCACUGAAACCUACAUAAACUGAAGCAGCAGCAGCUAUUUGUGUGGAGAGGUUUUGGACCGCACCUUGCUCUGUCUCUCCUCCAUGGCGAUAGCUUAAACCGGCACUGGGGACAGUGGUCUAUUGUCAUGGACACAAUACUCUCAGUCAUGCUCACACUGGCUCUGACAGACUUGUCUCUACCAAGACGUCACUAACGCCCUCCCCAAACAAGCCCUGCCUGCUGUCUGAACUCUGCUCUGGUGAUUCAGAUCCAGUAUACAGUCUUUCCAGUCAUUACAGUGUACUGAAUCUACAAGUUUCUGGGCUCUACACGUAAUGGGUGCACACUGUGUACAGCCAUAGAGAUAUUCAGAUUAUAGGCCUUUUCUGUGUAUAAAAGUUGUAAUAAAAUUUCCAACUGACAACGUGA
Plectropomus leopardus (leopard coralgrouper) is the source of this 1716-nucleotide messenger RNA. RefSeq names its product rho-related GTP-binding protein RhoA-D. NCBI's taxonomy places the organism in Eukaryota, Metazoa, Chordata, Actinopteri, Perciformes, Serranidae. Gene Ontology annotation, biological process: small GTPase-mediated signal transduction. The record is from RefSeq and is a predicted model, not a curated record. Gene Ontology annotation, molecular function: GTP binding; GTPase activity.